Messenger RNA from Rotaria socialis, 1950 nucleotides. NCBI's taxonomy places the organism in Eukaryota, Metazoa, Rotifera, Eurotatoria, Philodinida, Philodinidae. The record is from the annotation of a GenBank genome assembly.
AUGUGGGUGGGAGAAUGUAAUGGAGUUAAUGUACUUUUUAAACUUUCGAUUCCUACGAAUGAUUUUGAUUUUAUUGAAACAUUUACAAUAAAACCUGAAACUUUAUUAAAUAUUACACAUCUCUAUAUACAAAGUAAUCAUAAAUUAGCUCGACCAGAUUUAAUCGAACAAACUAAAACUGGUGCGAAACGUUUACGUAUUGAUGCUAUUCAUCCAUUGACAGAACGUGCACUACCAAUUUUUGUUAAUGAUGACGCAGAUUUUGGACCUAAAAUUCGAGCAAAAAUGACGAUGUUAAAUGUUCAAAUAGGUACACCGAUAUCGAAUGACUUCGAUGAAUCAUUUGCAAAUAAACAUAAUAUUUCCACACUUAUCGAUUCUUCAUUACAUUGGUAUCGAUUAGAUUUAGAAACCAUACUUGCAGAACUUCGUUCACGUGAACUUGGAGGUUAUCGAACAUCUGGUAAACUGAGUGAUUGGUGUAUUUCACGUCAACGUUAUUGGGGUACACCAAUUCCAAUAAUUCAUUGUAAUCAUUGUGGUGCUGUUCCAGUACCAAUGAAUGAAUUGCCCAUACGAUUGCCUUCUCUUGAAAAUAUAAAAUCUUCAUCAAAAACAGGUAUUUCACCAUUAGCUAAUGCUCAUGAUUGGAUAAAAGCUCAAUGUCCAAAAUGCGGAAAUUUAAAUGCUAAACGUGAAACAGAUACAAUGGAUACAUUUGUUGAUUCAUCGUGGUAUUUUUUACGCUAUUUGGAUAAUGAUAAUACUACAAAACCAUUCGAACCAAACAUAGCUAAUAAAUUAAUGCCAGUUGAUCUCUAUAUCGGCGGACUAGAACAUGCUUUAACACAUCUAUUUGUCUCUCGAUUUAUUCAACAUUUUAUGCAUUCGAAAGGCUUGUGUACUUCUAUUGAACCGUUUAAACGAUUCAUUCCAAUCGGCAUGGUUCAAGGUAAAACUUAUAAAACAUUAACGGGUCAAUAUGUUGCAAAAGAUAAUGUUACGACUGUGGAUAAAAAUACAGUCAUACAUUCUUUAACAAAAGAAGUCUUACAAAUGGAUUGGGAGAAAAUGAGUAAAUCGAAAUAUAAUGGAAUUGAUCCACAAGAAGUAAUUGAUCAAUAUGGAGUCGAUUUUACCAGAAUACUUAUGCUUACAUUCGUUCAUCCAAGAUCACUACGCAAUUUUAAUUUGGAAGAUGGUAUUGCUGAAGGUUUACAAAAUUGGUUUAAAAUUUUAAUUAAUCUUUAUGUUGAAUUAAUUGAACCAUCAACCAAAUCGCGAUCAAAAUCAGCAAUGACUAAUGAAGAAUUCAAACAAAUCGAAGCAACAAUACGUGAUCAACGAUUGAAUACUAUUUAUACUGUUGCAUUUUAUGUCGAUAGUUUUUUCAAUGUAGCAUCAGCUAUUAUUGAAUUACAAAAACUAACACGAUAUCUUCGAAAAAUUCCAGCCAAUGUCAAAGAACAAUCGAAUGAAUAUUUAACCGCACUUUGUGAUUUAUUAGUUAUAAUUGGACCCGUUAUUCCAUGUCUAUCGUCAGAACUUUGGACGAUUCUAAGAAAACAAAUCAAACAUAAUGUUGAUGGUUAUGAUCUGAACAAAAAUUUAUUCGAACAAAACUAUCCAAAAUUACCUGAUGAUUAUCCAGGAAAAAUCAAUGCAUUGUAUGAUACAACAAUUUUUGCUUCGAUGCCAGUAUCUCGAUCGGUUCUUCCAUCUUUAUCCGCAUCUGAUGUUCUUAAAUGUUUAAAUGAGAAUGAUAAUCAAUCUCAAAUGAAAGCAUUUAUUGAAAAUAAUGGUCUCAAACUUGAUCGUUUACGUAAAUUAGGUGAUUACUGUGCAACACUUAUUUAUGAACGUGAUCCAGAUGUGCCCAUUAUUGAACAGCCAGAGGCUAUCGUUGAAAAGAAGAGAGGCAAACCAUCAAAAAAGAAACAGGCUUCUUAA